AUCGCACUUACCAAAACCAAUCGCACAAUAUUUGCGAUUUUCCCAAAACAGCCCAAUAAAAUUUUGUAUGCGGCGGUCCUGACCCAGAGACUCGCCUCUCGUCUCUCGCGCCGCCGCCUCUCUGGUCUUAGCUAUUUCAACAAUCCCAGAAAUAACACAAGCCAAUUCGCACAGAGAGAAAGAGAGAGAAAUGGCGGACAGCUCCGGUUACAAGGAGUACGUUGCGGGCUUGAUCGCCGGCGUGGCCACCGUUGGAAUCGGCCAUCCCUUUGACACCGUCAAGGUUAAGAUGCAAAAACACAACACUUCAGCACACGGGAUUACGUACAGGAAUAGUUUGCAUUGCACUGCAAGGAUACUAAGGACUGAAGGCAUUAAAGGACUUUACAGAGGGGCGACAUCAUCUUUUGUGGGGAUGGCUUUUGAGAGUUCAGUUGUUUUCGGCAUGUAUUCCCAGAUCAAACAGUCACUGCAGGGAAGUGCCCAAGGUGCAGGUCCACAGCCGAAGGUCAUAAUUCCAUCUGCAGCUUUUAGUGGAUCAGUCAUCAGUUUUAUAUUAUGCCCCUCGGAGCUGGUGAAGUGUAGGAUGCAAAUUCAAGGCACAGACUCUGUGGUCCCAAUGUCUAGAAGAUAUGGCAAUCCUCUUGAUUGUGUCCUUACAACUGUGAAAAAUGAUGGGGUUAGAGGAAUAUUUCGAGGAGGUUUUACGACAUUGUUAAGAGAAUGUAUUGGAAAUGCGGUCUUCUUCAGCAUUUAUGAGUAUGUCCGCUAUCACAUGCAUUUACAAUUGAAAUCUGCUUCAACUGACCACAGAAACUUGAUUGACGUGGGAGUUGGGAUUGCUAGUGGUGGCCUUGGUGGUAUAGCAUUUUGGUUGGCUGUUCUACCCUUGGACGUGGCAAAAACCAUAAUUCAGACGACUCCAGAUAAGAACGCAACAAGAAAUCCAUUUCAAAUCUUGAGCUUGAUUUACAGAAGGGCUGGAUUGAAAGGAUGCUAUAUUGGCUUGGGUCCUACUAUUGUUCGGGCUUUUCCUGCUAAUGCAGCAGCAAUCGUCACCUGGGAGUUGGCCAUAAAACUAUUAGGCAUCAAGCGCGACUAAGCAUUUCUCUACAAUAACCAAAUGCUUCCAACCUGUUUGGCAACUUUUAAACCGCAUUCAGCAAGAGAAAAUUCUUUCACUCAGAUGAACUCCAAGGGUGUUACUAUGCAUUGUUUUCUCGAUUUAAGGAGCUCGAACAUUUUUUCUACAAGAAAAUAUCAGAGAUUGGAGUGGUUUGUUGUGAGAUUUUUUUUGUAAUGAUUGUUGAAAAGUUUGUAUCAAGGAUUUCACAUGUUUUAUUGUAAUUUCUGUCAGCUGAAAUAGAAGUUUUUCUAACAAAGCAGCCAAGAAGUUUUCGUUGGUGUUUUUCUGU
This is a messenger RNA of Malus domestica (apple), 1415 nucleotides long. Its product is annotated as mitochondrial arginine transporter BAC1. The record is from RefSeq and is a predicted model, not a curated record. Gene Ontology annotation, molecular function: L-ornithine transmembrane transporter activity. Lineage: Eukaryota; Viridiplantae; Streptophyta; Magnoliopsida; Rosales; Rosaceae. Gene Ontology annotation, biological process: mitochondrial L-ornithine transmembrane transport.